CGCCGAUGAGGGUCAGAGAGCCCCCAGCACCAACCAGAGGCAGGGUCGAAAUGCCCAGCAGCCACCUGACCUGAGUGGAGGCUGCAGCAGCCAUGUCCCCACCCCGAACAGGUCCCUGUCAAUCGUUAUUUGCUGGCACCACCUAGGUGACCUGGAUGUAGCCCAGGAAACCCUCUCGUAGCCUGCUGCGUCACCAGCCUUGGAGGCAGGGCACUGGAGCCUGGAGUCUGCAGAAGAGCAGCAAGACUAACGGAAGCCUUGUGUCCCCCCUUCUCUUUCCUCCUUGUCCCAUGCAGGUUUCUUGCUAAGAAGCUUCUAUAGGAAGCCAGCAGCUCCCGGAGCAUCCCCAAUGCGGUUUCGCAGUUCUCCAGAGGGAUGUCCCAAACACACUUACUCAGUCUCCUGCUGGCGUUGGUGUUGUGCCUCCAGGGGCCCUCAGCCCAGAUCAUGGACUCCCUUGUUGAGAACUGGAUGGCCUACAGCAAAGAGUGCUUUCACAACAUGAGUCUCCUGCCACCGCCUACUGAGCUGGUGUGCAACCGAACAUUUGACAAGUACUCAUGCUGGCCUGAUGCCCAGCCCAACACCACCGUCAAUGUUUCCUGUCCCUGGUUCCUGCCCUGGUAUGACAAAGUGAAACAUGGCUAUGUAUUCAAGAAGUGUGGCCCAGAUGGCCAAUGGGUGACAAGUCCCAAAGGGAAAUCGUUGCGGGACGGCCGUCAAUGUAUGAUGGACAACGAGACCCUCCUAGAACAAAACAAGUUUGCUAGGAUCUAUGGCAGCUUCAAGGUGAUGUACACGGUGGGCUACUCAGUGUCACUUUGCGCCCUGAUCCUCGCCUUGGCUGUGCUACUAGGCUUCAGCAAGCUGCACUGCAUGCGCAACUACAUCCACAUGAACCUCUUCGCCUCCUUCAUCCUGAAGAGCAUCUCAGUGCUUAUCAUCGACACGCUGCUCAACACCCGCUACAAUGAGAAGAUUGACGACUACAGUGUGAGGGUCUGGCUGAGUGAUGAGGCAGCAGCGGGGUGCCGUGCAGCCACUGUUUUCAUGCAAUAUGGAAUUGUGGCCAACUACUGCUGGCUGCUGGUGGAGGGGAUCUACCUACAUAACUUGCUGGUGCUGGCUGUCUUCUCUGAACGGAGCUACUUUACUCUCUACCUCUGCAUUGGCUGGGGCGCCCCAAUUCUCUUCAUUGUGCCAUGGAUGGUGGUGAAAUUUCUUUAUGAAAAUAUUCAGUGCUGGAGCACCAACUACAAUAUGGGUUUCUGGUGGAUCUUGCGUUUCCCUGUGUUCCUUGCCAUCCUGAUCAAUUUCUUCAUUUUCAUCCGAAUCAUUCAGAUCUUGGUCUCAAAGCUCCGUGCUCACCAGAUGCGCUACACAGACUACAAAUUCCGGCUGGCCAAGUCAACACUGACACUUAUCCCAUUGCUGGGUAUCCACGAGGUGGUGUUUGCCUUUGUAACCGAUGAACACGCCCAGGGCACACUGCGCUACGUCAAGCUCUUCUUUGACCUCUUCCUCAGCUCCUUCCAGGGAAUGCUGGUGGCCAUUCUCUACUGCUUUGUGAACAAAGAGGUACAGUCAGAGCUCAUGAAGAAAUGGACCCGCUGGAAGCUUGGCCGGGACAUAGAAGAGGAGUACAAGCACACGUACAGCCACACACCCAAUGCUCGCAACGGAGGUGGCAGCACCUGUGAGAAGCACAAGCUGGUGGGCAGCUACCUCAAUGGGCUAGGCCGCAGUAAAGGAACCGUGAACACCAGCACCCAGUACCUCGAGAGGACAGGAUGCAGUGCCAGUGAGAACCUGGCUGCAGGUGAGCAGCCCCAUUGCUACGAGUUCCCCAACACAGCUGAGAGCAACUUCUAAAGCAGCUUAGCUCUGGACAUAGGGGACCUGCCCCACUCCUUGCCCUGGAGGCAAACAUACUGUGGAGAAGAGAGGGCAGCUGACAGCCCAGGACAUGGACUUGGAUACACUCAGUGGGGCAUGUGAUUGGACACUGUGCCCUCUGCCAAGCUGCCUGGAGCUGGCAGGACUCUGCAAGUUCUUUCCCAUCAGCAAGACCCCGUGUGAGACUUUCUGCCCAGUCUGUCUGCAUGCAGUCCUCCAUGGGUGUGAGCCUCAGUGUAUGUGAGCAGAAUGGGUCACAUGGGUGCCUUGUGCCAGCCUGCGUGUGAGAGUGCCAAUCAAGGUCUGUACAGGAAGGAAUUCUGUACCAUCUCUUAAGUGCUCUGAAAGUCUUCAUUAGCUACUGUGCCAUGAUCAGCACUGAUCAGCCUCCUGAAAAUCUCAGAUCUCAUUUUUCAAAAGGAAAUUUUCUAUCCCUCAAAAAGGCUGAGAAUGCGCUGACAGUUCUUACUCAAUUGUUAGAGGGUCUGUGCAAUUUCCCCCCUAUUGGUUGUGAGGUAUGACACGUUCAGAGCUAUCAGCCAUUCCCGUUUCUCUCCUCCAGAUCCUAACUGCAUCUGAACACCAAAUUUUGCAAAGCAAGCUUCCAAACAAAUGUUGUUGUAAAACGUGCACAUUUAUACACAUUUGUCCAACAUGGCUAAGUAUCCCAACUGCAUGCAGGAACAGGAUCUCUUUAACCCUUUUGUCCUGUGCAGCUUUCCUCCUGAAAAUCACUAUCCCCCAACUGUUGUUACACCUGUAAGCUUACACCUGCCACAAAAGCAGUAUCCCAACUGCAUGCAGGGAAAGGAUCUCUUUAACCCUUUUGCCCUGUGCAGCUUUCCUCCUGAAAAUCACUAUCCCCCAACUGUUGUUACACCUGUAAGCUUACAUCUGCCACAAAAGCAGUAUCCCAACUGCAUGCAGGGAAAGGAUCUCUUUAACCCAUUUGCCCUGUGCAGCUUUCCUCCUGAAAAUCACUAUCCCCCAACUGUUGUUAUACCUGUAAGCUUACACCUGCCACAAAAGCAGUAUCCCAACUGCAUGCAGGGAAAGGAUCUCUUUAACCCUUUUGCCCUGUGCAGCUUUCCUCCUGAAAAUCACUAUCCCCCAACUGUUGUUACACCUGUAAGCUUACACCUGCCACAAAAGCAGCUUGAGGAAGAUGAUUUUCAAUAGGGACCAUGAGGAUUAAAAAUACCUGCUGCAGCAUCCCCCACCCCAUUCUGUUCUCCCCCUUUAAAAUGCAGUUUUACUGGUUGCAUUGUUUAAAUUUUAAAAAUGUGGGGGGAAAGUAAUCGAAUGUGGAUCGUGCCUCCUUGGGUGCAAGCCUUCCAGAUGCCCUUUGUCACGUAUGGAAGCAUCACCUCUUGGCGAAAGGCUUCUUUGCCUGCUGGGCACAUGGAGUGGUGGGUGGUCCCAUACCUCUUGAAGGGGUCCUUGAUCAGUAGCUAGCCCACUGGUCUUAGGGGAGGGGUGUAUUGGAAAUGUUGCUAGGAACACUGGGAGUGAAAAAUGCUGGUGGACUAUGUAUAUGCAGAAGCAACAAUGCUCAUUCAAAAGAGAAUCAACCAUCAUGUGUGGCUGUACUAUUGUGCCUGCAUUGUGGAUACGCUUGCUCCUUUUGCUCCGGAGUAACCUCUGUCUUGGGUGACUUUGUAAAUCUGUAUGUGUGGGCAAUGCAAGCCCCAAGGGCUGCCUCUCACCUCUGCAUCUGUAUAUGUCUGUCAUCACCAGUGUCUGGGGACUGAAGACCCCAAUAAACUUUGCUAUGUGUCA
Molecule: messenger RNA, 3675 nt
Organism: Gekko japonicus
Lineage: Eukaryota; Metazoa; Chordata; Lepidosauria; Squamata; Gekkonidae
Gene: GCGR
Product: glucagon receptor
Exons: 13
Coding region: 376-1872 (498 amino acids)
Biological process (GO): adenylate cyclase-activating G protein-coupled receptor signaling pathway; cell surface receptor signaling pathway
Cellular component (GO): plasma membrane
Molecular function (GO): peptide hormone binding; glucagon receptor activity
Source: RefSeq, a predicted model, not a curated record